UUCUAUUGGGGUUCCUAUGGAUAGAAACAUGACUUUCGAGGAUUCAGCAAUUGGAAGGCCUUUACCCGAUGGUCGUGUUACUGCCAUUGAUCGUGAAGAAUGGGAGCAAGCUCAUCGCUAUGUGUUAGAAAACACAAAUGAAGUUCAACCAUACAUUGAGGAACAUAUGGCGUUCUUGAAGGAACAUCAUCCUCGUCAAUCAAAAAGUCAAACGUGGCUACAAAUUGAGCACAAUAAAACAUUUAUAUAUUGGCUCCGUGAAAAGGUUGCUGAUGAACUAAAUAGCAACAAAAAGCAUAUUUCAAAUACCCUAAAGUGGAUAGCACAGGGUCCCCGUUUCGAUGUGAUCAAAUACUCCGGCUACAUCAUAAAUGGUUAUCGUUUUCACACAAAAGAUCGUGAUAAUUCACGAGUCACCCAGAAUAGUGGUGUUAGCUUGGUGGCAACAGCAAUGCAAGUUACUAAUAACAAGGAUAAGAACCCUGUGUUUGGGGAGAUGAAUUUUUAUGGAGUUAUAACUGAGAUAUGGCAGCUUGAUUAUCACACGUUCAAUAUUCCAGUAUUUAAGUGCGAUUGGGUUGAUAACAAUAAGGGUAUCAAAGUGGAUGAGCUUGGUUUUACGCUAGUUGAGCUUGGGAGGAUAGGCCACAAAUCCGAUUGUUUCAUUUUGGUUUCUUAGGCCAAGCAAGUUUUC
This is a messenger RNA of Rhododendron vialii, 694 nucleotides long. RefSeq lists its product as uncharacterized. The record is from RefSeq and is a predicted model, not a curated record. The coding region runs from base 17 to 679 and encodes 220 amino acids. The transcript is spliced from 3 exons. NCBI's taxonomy places the organism in Eukaryota, Viridiplantae, Streptophyta, Magnoliopsida, Ericales, Ericaceae.